Ziziphus jujuba (common jujube) is the source of this 1195-nucleotide messenger RNA. RefSeq names its product proteasome subunit beta type-5. Gene Ontology annotation, cellular component: proteasome core complex. The transcript is spliced from 8 exons. Bases 168 to 986 code for a protein of 272 amino acids. The record is from RefSeq and is a predicted model, not a curated record. Gene Ontology annotation, molecular function: threonine-type endopeptidase activity. NCBI's taxonomy places the organism in Eukaryota, Viridiplantae, Streptophyta, Magnoliopsida, Rosales, Rhamnaceae.
AAGUCCGUCCCAACACCAGUCGACACUAACCUGGAGAACAAGAAAUCCACUCUGCUAAAUACGUUCAGUUCCAGCAACUUCCCUCUCAUUUGAUUUUACCUGCUCGAUCUCUGUCCGCCGAUCUUAGUCUUUGUUUUCGUCAGUGUCGAUUUUCAAGGAUUUUAGUCAUGAAGCUUGAUACUAGCGGUCUUGAAUCCACUGUACCCUUGUUCGGGGCAAGCAGUGAGCUUCAAGAUGAGUUUUCGGCUGCUCCAUCAUUCGAGAUUCCUAAUGCUAUUGAUUUUGAUGGAUUUCAGAAAGAGGCAAUUCAAAUGGUAAAGCCAGCCAAAGGGACUACCACUCUUGCUUUCAUAUUCAAGGAGGGAGUUAUGGUUGCUGCUGAUUCUCGAGCUAGCAUGGGAGGCUAUAUUUCAUCACAAUCUGUUAAGAAAAUCAUUGAAAUCAAUCCCUACAUGCUUGGUACAAUGGCGGGAGGAGCUGCUGACUGCCAAUUUUGGCACAGAAAUCUGGGGAUUAAGUGCCGGCUACAUGAAUUGGCAAACAAGCGCAGAAUCUCAGUUACAGGAGCAUCAAAGCUAUUGGCUAACAUUCUGUACUCUUACCGUGGUAUGGGUCUCUCUGUGGGGACCAUGAUAGCAGGAUGGGAUGAAACGGGUCCUGGACUAUAUUAUGUAGACAGUGAAGGAGGAAGGCUGAAAGGCACACGAUUUUCUGUUGGGUCUGGUUCACCUUAUGCAUAUGGUGUACUGGACAACGGGUACCGCUUUGAUAUGUCAGUCGAAGAAGCUGCUGAGUUGGCUAGAAGAGCAAUUUAUCAUGCAACAUUCCGAGAUGGAGCCAGUGGAGGAGUUGCUAGCGUUUACCAUGUGGGGCCAAAUGGGUGGAAGAAGCUGUCCGGUGAUGAUGUUGGAGAACUUCAUUACAAAUACUAUCCAGUGACCCCAGAGACCGUGGAACAAGAAAUGGUAGAAGUAUCAGGGGCAUAAAAAGUAAUUCAGUACCCGGACCAGGUUUGAGGUGUUGUUUCUCAUCAUACAUCCGAUGAAAGAAGUGAAAGAAUCCCAUGCUUGAGACUCAGCAAUAUAUUUAUGUUUGCUUUUGUUGAUUAUUGGAACAUUUCAUUUGUAGAACUGGGUUUCAAAACAUUGUAUUACAAAUUCUCGUAUCAAGAAUUUUUCAUCUGCAAUUCAGUUUA